CCCCCAACCCCCGAGAGCUCGGACUCCCGCCCUCCGGGAGUUAACUUGGUGCUGUGUUGAAAAAGGGUUUGCGAAGCGCCCCCGGAAACUCGUCGGGAGUCGGCCGCAAAGCCCACCCCGCGGCUCGAAAGCGGCCGCGGGGGGCGGGGAGUGGUGGUGGUAGUGGUGGAGGAGGGCGAGGACGAGGGCGGCCAAAGCGCAGCGUCAGCAAUAAUAAGUCAUGAGAAGCCAUCCCGACUUGGCGUUUGAGUAGCGGCGGUAACAGCGGAGGGAGUGUCUCUCGUCCCCCCCCCAACACCCCCAGUCCCUGUCGCCGGGGCUCCGUCUCGUCCAGUCUUAACGAAGCGAAGCAGCGGGAGGCGACCAACUUUUUUUGUUUUGCUUUCUGCUUAUAUAGUUCGACCCCACCUCACUCCACCCGCCCCUUCCCUCCCUCCCUCCAAGAACCCCAAGUUAGUGAUGCGGGCUGCCUGGGACAAGCCGAAGAUGGGAUUUUCCUCCACCCAGCUGCUGUUCUUGCUAAGCUGUUGCCCGACGGCUUGCCGCCCUUACAAUCUAGAUACACGGAGCCCCCUGGUCUUCGAAGGGCUCAAUGGGACGUGGUUCGGCUAUUCGGUGCUGCUGCACAGCUUUGGCACCAGCCGGUGGCUUAUAGCCGGAGCCCCUAAAGCCAGCUGGCCCAGUAAUAGCUCUGUUGUGAAUCCAGGAGCAAUAUUCAGAUGCCAAAUUGGAAAUAAUCCUAAAAGAGAUUGUGAGAUUCUCCAAGUGGGUGAUCCAAAAGGGGAAAGGUGUGGAAAAACCUGCACUGAAGAAAGAGACAAUCAGUGGUUGGGAGUGAGCCUAGCAAGGCAGCCAGGAGAAAAUGGCUCUAUUGUUGUCUGUGGACAUAGAUGGAAAAAUGUAUAUUAUAUUUCAGAGCACAAACUUCCACAUGGCAUUUGUUACGAGAUACCUCCCAAUUUUCGAACCUUGUUAAGUCAAAGAAUAUGCCCUUGCUAUAAGGAUUUUUGGAGAAAAUAUGGAGAAAAAUAUGGAUCUUGUCAGGCUGGGAUAUCAACAUUUUACACUGAGGAUUUAAUUAUUAUGGGAGCCCCAGGAUCAGAUUAUUGGGCUGGUUCCAUCUUUGUGUACAAUAAAACAGCAAACAUAUUUAUUUCAUAUCUGGAUGUGAGUCAUCAGAUAAAGUAUGGAAGUUACUUAGGUUAUUCUGUUGGAGCAGGUCACUUCCUUUCUGCAAGUAGUUCAGAAGUAAUUGGAGGUGCUCCCCAGCAGGAGCAGACUGGUAAAGUUUACAUUUUUAAAAUUGAACCCAAACAACUAUCAAUUUUAAGUGAAUUAAGGGGUAAAAAGUUUGGUUCUUACUUCGGAGCUACUGUUUGUGCGGUGGAUCUCAAUGGUGAUGGCCUUUCAGAUUUACUAGUUGGCGCACCCAUGCAUAGUAAAGUCAGAGAAGAAGGAAGGGUUUAUGUUUACCUCAACUCAGGUUCUGGAGCAAAGAUGAUGGAGCUGCAAACAGCACUAACUGGAAGUGAUUUGUACACAGCAAGGUUCGGUGAUUCCAUUGCCAAUUUAGGAGACAUUGAUAACGAUGGCUUUGAAGAUGUAGCCAUUGGGGCUCCACAAGAAAAUGAUUUAGAAGGCUCGGUUUAUAUAUACAAUGGAAGAGAAGAUGGAAUAUCACCAACAUUUUCACAAAGGAUUCAAGGACAUCACAUCAGAAACAGUUUACGCAUGUUUGGUCAAUCCAUAUCUGGGAGAAUUGAUGUAGACAGCAAUGGGUAUUCAGAUGUAGCAGUUGGUGCAUUUUUGUCAGAUUCUGCUGUAUUACUGAGGACAAGGGCGGUAAUUAUUGUGGAAGCAUCCUUAAAACACCCCAACUCUGUAAACCGAACCAUACUGGACUGUGUGAGAAAUGGACAACCAACUGUGUGUGUUAAUCUAAUGCUUUGUUUUAACUAUACAAGCCAAACCAUUCCAGGUUACAUAGUAUUGCUUUAUAAUCUAAGCCUGGAUAUUAAUAGAAGGCCAGAUACUGCAGCGAGAUUUUAUUUUUCCUCUAAUGGAACCUCUGAAGCCACCUCUGGAAGUGUCCGAAUCUAUAGCAACAACAAUUUUACAUGCAGAACCCAUCAGGCAUUCAUGAGGAAAGAUGUAAGGGAUAUUCAGACUCCUAUACAUGUUGAAGCUACCUAUCACCUGGGACACCAUGUUUUGAAGAAGAGAAAUGCUGAUGAACUCCAACCACUCCAGCCAGUACUUCAGCAACGGAAGGAGGAUAAUAUUGUGCGCAGCAAGUUUGUCUUUGCAAGAUUCUGUACUCAAGAAAACUGUUCUGCAAACCUUCAAGUUUCUGGAAAAUUUACAUUUCCAAAGCCUUAUGAAAAGAAACCUUAUCUUUCAGUGGGAAAUGUAAAACAGUUGAUAUUAAAUAUCAGCUUGUACAAUGCUGGCGAUGAUGCUUAUCAGACCAGCCUUCAUAUCCAGCUGCCUAAAGGUCUCUAUUUCACCAAACUUGUAGCACAGGAAGAAACACAGAUACAUUUUCAGUUAUCAGAAAAGGAAAGUCAUGGAGUGACAAUUACCUGUAGCAUUGGAUAUUUAUAUGUUGAUCAUCUUUCAAAGGUGGACAUUAGCUUUGUGUUGGAUUCAAGUUCACUCAACAGAGCAGAAGAUGACUUGCACAUCAGCAUUAAUGCAACUUGUGAGAAUGAAUUAGACCAUGACCUGCUGUCCGAUAACAGUGUAGUUUUAGCUUUGCCUCAAAAACAUGAAGUGGAGCUGAACAUUCAUGGGUCGGCGUCUCCAGCAUCAUUUAUUUAUGGACCCAGUGAAGAAAAUUCACCAGCUUCUUGCAUGGAGGAGAUAAUCAACAUCACUUUCUAUGUCAGUAAUCCUGCAGUAAGUCUGGCUCCGGAUGUAAAUCUGCUGAUACAGAUACCCAAUUCUUUUCUACCAAGAGAUACCAAACUGUUUAAUAUACUGGAUGUCAAGACCACUGAUGGACAAUGUACCUAUGAAAGUCAUAGGAGAGACUGUAUUUUACCAGAACAACAGGGAAAUAUGGUGCAAGAUCUUAUUACAUUCCUCACAAAACUUGACAAUAGGCCACUGUUUUGUAUGAAGAAUGAUCAGCUAUGUUGGCAAAUAUUUUGCAAAUUUGGAGACAUGGAGAGUGGAAAGGAAUCAACUGUUCAUGUUCAUCUUGAAGCAACACCUUCACUAUUAAGCAUAGAUGAAGCUUCAGUGCUUACCUUUGAGAUAAAAGGAGAAGUUUCAGCAGAUCAAAACCCCAGAGUUAUUGAACUCCACAAAAAUAAGCAAACCACUCAUGUCAUUUUGGAGGGACGUCAUAACCAGAAGACAAAACAUAGUGUCAGUGUCCUGCUUAUUGCAAUAGGUUCCCUAUUUGGAAUUUCUUUGCUUUUGCUUCUUAUAUUAUUUUUAUGGAAGAUGGGAUUCUUCAAAAGAAAAUACAAACGUUUUCCUGAGGAAAAAAAUGGAAGUGAAAGUUUGGAGUUUUUUAAACAUAUUCACAAUAAUACCUCAGAGUAGGAAGUUGGUAGAAGUUAAGAAGUAUCUGCUGCAAGAACUGUUAAGUCUUAAGCCCCCAUAUCAUACGUGAAAGGAAUAGCCAUCAAAACGGGCUUCCAAAAGCACAAAUCAUAGAAAACUCUGAAGGAUAAACAUUUUCAAGAGUUCUAAUCAAAAGGAAAGAAAAAUUCAAAAUGCAAGAACAAGGAAACACUAGGAAUUGCUCCUUGCUUUUUAAAAGGUACUUGAGUAGGAGCACUGUACUAAUCAUACUUGAAUCGCGAAUGUAUAACCUCGCUUCCCAAGACGUUCCAGUGUUCAGGAGACUGCAAAAUUAGACCAGUUUUAGUCCCCACACAAUGUAGACCCGUGUUCUCCCCUUCUAGUUCCUAAAAUGAAACCAGUGACAUCGUUUUUUAGAUUUGCAAAUUUAGUGGCUGCUGACAAUUUUUAUUCUACUUUCUCCACCUUGGCUCUGGAAAUACUGGGAAUGUCCAGGUAAGAAGAACAAUUCAAAAUGCUCUGACGAUGUCUCCUCGAAUUGUGACGAAACGUUUGUAACCAAAUUGCCAAGCUCAGAGCUCAAACCAACAGCCUAAUUACCAACCCGAGCUACUAAUACUCAAACACAUUUCAAGAAGAACUAUGCUUAUAUGUAGGAUCUCUCCAGUGAAAGAAGAGAGGCAAUUUUUUUUAAUGAAAGGGGAACAACGUGCGAUCUUGGAUGUCCCCUCCAUUGUAUCUGUCCAGACUUACCAUGCAACUAACCCUGGAAUAUUGGCAUACUCUAUUAGUAGGGACCCUACUGAGAGAAAAUGCUUCCUUGGCAGAGAAUAAGGGGUCAGAUCAGUGGAGAGGAAGAAACUAACUUGUUUUUGAGCUCUUCCUAUGUAUCUUGAACUGAAAAAACCCAAAUGAUAUAAUAGAGCUUUGGGCUCAAGGCCUGUAUGAGAUUUUUGUUGUUGUGCGACUCUCAACCAUGUUUUGAGGGUUCUACCUGGCUGGGUUGGAGAAGUCCUCCCAUUGUGUAAAAUCAGGGAAAUGGCAGUUACCACUUCUUAUGCAAUCGUUUUAUUUAUUUUUGUAUUUUGAAGAAAUAGAGAGAAUCUUUGCCUAGUAUCUCAGGGGUCACCAACCUUUCGGACCUCAGGGACCACUAAAUGCAUCAUUUUAAAUCCCGUGGACCACUAAUAUGAUCUGCCUAAUGACUGGCUGGGUGGGGGGGUAGCUAGGUGGUCAUGUGGCUGAGUGGGCAUAGCCAACUCAAUGUCACUCACAUUGAGGGGUGCCCCACGCCGGCCUCUACUCACCUCUCCCCUCCCAGCCACUUCUUGCCUGCCCGCCUGGGCUCUUUAGGGCCCCAACAGGAAGCAGUUGUUGGAGCUAAGCAGCCACCACAAGAAAGAGUUGGCAAAAUAGCUGGCUCAGUUCAAAUUGGAUCUGACCGAGAAGGAGGCUCAGCAGAAGAACCUCACUGAGGACUAGGAGCAUAGGCUUUCCAAGCAGAGGGAAGACCUGUGGGAGUGCAAGGCCAGGUACCGGCGCCUGGAAGCUCAGCGGGCUGAGAUGGUCAGCCAGCUCCAGGCCAUGAUGCAGUCCCACUGGAACAAGGCCCUCUAUCUCUUUUCCAUCAGCGGUGCUUCCCUCCAGCCUUCGCCCAAAGCCCCGCACCAGGAGGCUGAAGCAGACCCUGCAGAGUUGGAAUUUCUGCCCCCUCCAACCCACACAAAAAGACCCCAAAAGGGGAGACUCUCUGCAGCAACACAAACAUUCAUUGCAUGUAUCCUGUCCAGGGGCCGUAGUUUGAGGACCCCUGAUUUAGUGCAAUAUAAAACAUUGCAAAUAGUUUUUCUGUGGACCACCAACAUUUUCUCGCAGACCACCACUGGUCCACGGACCACCAGUUGGUGACUGUUGUAAUAUCUAAUGUCUAAUCUUUAGACAAAUGUAUUUUCUUGCACACAUUAUACAGGUUCAGAAUGUUUAGCAUAAGACUUAAGAAGAUGGUAAAAUACUGCACUUUAACCCCAAGGUUAUUAUUAUUUGAACAAACAGUCUAUGACAUCAGUUGUACCUCAAAUGUGCAAAAGCAUUAAAGCAUUGAAGAAUCUGAUUAAAAAAUAAGCAAGCUGUUCUAUCACUGUAUACCCUACACUGUAAAAAAGAACAAUCACCAACAUUGAACUAAUAAAAUAUUGAAUAAAAUGGAAUAUGAAGCUGUCAAAUAAUUGUAGAUAUUUGAAUUCAUCCCUAAAUGUACAAUUUUUGUGACAUAUUUUUAUAGUGAAUAUUUACAAACAUCAAAAUUAUUAACAAUUAAACUU
Molecule: messenger RNA, 5855 nt
Organism: Ahaetulla prasina
Lineage: Eukaryota; Metazoa; Chordata; Lepidosauria; Squamata; Colubridae
Gene: ITGA4
Product: integrin subunit alpha 4
Exons: 28
Coding region: 460-3552 (1030 amino acids)
Biological process (GO): cell-matrix adhesion; integrin-mediated signaling pathway; cell adhesion mediated by integrin
Cellular component (GO): external side of plasma membrane; integrin complex
Molecular function (GO): integrin binding
Source: RefSeq, a predicted model, not a curated record